AUGUCUGCUGGAGGGUUUACAAGUCCCUUUGGGGCUAAUUCUAACCCGUUUGGGUCUUCGUCUGAUGCACGAAAAGGGGCAGACAGCUCAUCUGGCAUGAUGCGGCAGGUGAUCGAAGAGGACGAGAAUGCUGGGCCGCCCCCACCGCCGACCUUCAUACUCAAGACCGACUCCGGCUUUGGUGCUAGCUUCUUUCCGCAAGACACCUCCCCCGAUCUCUCUUCGCCUGGCCAUUUGCAACCUUUUGGAGAGUAUCCCGCGCAGUACAAUUUCGCUCGACGGACGUCCGUUUCUGCCGAGUCACUCAAGCCGGUGGCCGACUCAUACGACAACUGGAGCCCACCUGUCCAUCGCAAGUCAACCGAUCAGCUCGAGCGCCUGAAGCGAGCUAUCCAGAACAAUUUCCUCUUCAGCCAUCUGGACGAUGAGCAGUCGUCCCAGAUUCUCGGUGCCUUAGUAGAGAAGCCAAUCCCGACAACAGGCAUCAAGGUCAUCACUCAAGGGGAUUCUGGCGACUUUUUCUAUGUUGUCGAGAAGGGCAGCUUCGAUGUAUACGUCAACAGCAGUGGCUCGCUCCAAGCAGGCCCCGAGGGGCUCGGCCAGAAGGUGGACACAAUUAUGGCAGGUGGCUCCUUUGGCGAGCUGGCACUAAUGUACAACGCGCCACGCGCUGCUACGGUCAUGUCGGCUGAAGCUGCGUGCACCCUGUGGGCAUUGGACCGCCUCACGUUUCGCCGCAUUCUAAUGGAGUCCACCUUCGCACGGCGCCGUAUGUACGAGAGCUUUCUCGAGGAGGUGCCCCUGCUAGCAACGCUUACCCCAUACGAGCGAUCCAAAAUUGCGGAUGCGUUGGAAGCCCAAAAGUUCCCGCCUGGCGUCACUAUCAUCCGAGAGGGCGACCCCGGCCACUCGUUCUAUUUGGUAGAAAGCGGCGAGGCCGAUGCUUUCAAGGUUGGAACCGACAACCCUGUCAAAAAUUACCAAAAAGGAGACUUCUUUGGCGAGCUUGCGCUGCUCAACGACGCACCCCGUGCCGCUACGGUCAGGGCAAGAACCGAGCUCAAGGUUGCUACUCUAGGCAAGCCUGCCUUCCAGAGACUACUUGGCCCGGUCGAAGGCAUUAUGCGGAGGACGAGGUAUACGGGAGUGAAGACGGGAGUGGAAGAUCUGGAUCCCCUUCAGAGAGAGUCGUAA
This is a messenger RNA of Grosmannia clavigera kw1407, 1194 nucleotides long. Its product is annotated as cyclic-AMP-dependent protein kinase regulatory subunit. Gene Ontology annotation, biological process: regulation of protein phosphorylation. Gene Ontology annotation, cellular component: nucleus; cAMP-dependent protein kinase complex. The record is from RefSeq and is a predicted model, not a curated record. Bases 1 to 1194 code for a protein of 397 amino acids. NCBI's taxonomy places the organism in Eukaryota, Fungi, Ascomycota, Sordariomycetes, Ophiostomatales, Ophiostomataceae. The transcript has 2 exons. Gene Ontology annotation, molecular function: cAMP-dependent protein kinase regulator activity.